Drosophila busckii is the source of this 2409-nucleotide messenger RNA. Its product is annotated as endothelin-converting enzyme 2. The transcript has a single exon. Gene Ontology annotation, cellular component: plasma membrane. Gene Ontology annotation, biological process: protein processing. The coding region runs from base 29 to 2245 and encodes 738 amino acids. The record is from RefSeq and is a predicted model, not a curated record. Gene Ontology annotation, molecular function: metalloendopeptidase activity. NCBI's taxonomy places the organism in Eukaryota, Metazoa, Arthropoda, Insecta, Diptera, Drosophilidae.
CAGACACACGUUCUAUAUAGUUUGCUAUAUGCUAGCGUUGAGUUAUUGCAAUGCUGCGCGCUAUACAAAAAUGAAUCAGAAUCAGAAUCGAGGAGCUGCAGCAAACUAUGCACAGCAGCCACAGCUGCAAGCAGCGAACUCAGCAGAGCUGCAAAAGGUGCGCAGCAGCAUUAGCAGGGAUAUGCUCAAAUAUAUGAAUCUAAGCGCAGAUCCUUGCGAGGAUUUUUAUGAAUAUGCCUGCGGCAAUUGGGCGCAGCAUCACCUGAGGCAGCUGCGUGGCGCUUACGGCAGCGCACAAACGCUGAUGGAGGAGCGCAUAACGGAACAGCUGCAAAAGAUGCUAACAACGCCGCUGACAGCGCUGCAGACACGUGAGCAGAGCAACGACUAUGCGCUGAAUGUGCGCAAAGUGCGCAGCUUCUAUGAAUCCUGCGUUCAAAUCGAAGCAAAUGCUGCAGAACGUGCCGCAUAUCUGCGGCAAGUGUUGCGCAAACAUGGCGGACUGCGUAUUGUAGAGAAUUCCAAUUGGCAAACCGACAAUCAUUGGCUGCAAAUGUUGGCAGCGCUGCGACGCAACUAUGGACUCGAUAUACUCGUCGGUUUCGAUGUGCAGCUGAACUUGCAGCAGCUGCGUGGCAAUAGCAUUUACCUGGGCGAACCCAAGCUAACAAUUAUACCCAAGGAGCAGUGCAAUGCGCAGGCAGCAACACGUGAUGCGAAUGUGCGCAAUGGUGAGUUCUAUACGCAGCAGCAGCAGCAGGUGGCGGAUAAUAUGAUGGCUUGGUUCGAUAUUGAGAGCGGCGAGGCAGCGCGUUUCGCUGGCGAUAUAAUACGCUUUGAGUUUGAGCUGUGCAAGCGCAUGGGCGUCGAGGAGGAGCAGCAGCAGGAUGAGCAGCAGACUACGUCGCGUGGCAGUCGCAUGGGGCAGCAACGCUUGCGUCAGCAGCAACCAACGCUGUAUCCACGUGUUACGCUUGUUGAGUUGACAGCCAAAAUGAAUCGCACGCUUGACUUUAAGUUGUACGUUGAAAGCAUUUUGGAGUAUCAGCAUCUGGAGUAUGUCUAUCUAACUUCCACACGCUAUUUGCUGGAGCUAGCGCGUCUAGUGCGCGCCAACAAUCGUUAUACGUUGUCAGGUUACAUUUUGUAUUUGGCGCUGCGUGAGCUGGAUCAGCCGCCACUGGCAGCGCCGCUUUAUCGUCCACGCCAGUGCGUGCAACAGCUGCAGCGACUGCUGCCACAAGUGCUGGGCGACAUGUAUCAGCGGCAGAUGCAGCGCGACGCUUCACAAGAUGACAUGGAUCAAAUAUUUAUAGACGUAGUCAAGGCAUUCGAUCAGCAGCUGAAAGCGCCUUGGCUCAGCGACAUGGAUCAACGUGCAGCGCGACAAAAACUCGCGCAGUAUCAUACGCAAUUUCCGGACUAUCAAAGCGUUGAUUUGUCCAACUUAAAAUUUCAGAAUCAAGACGACUAUUGGCAUAAGCUGGACACUGUGCUGGCGUUCAAUGCGCGUCAGCAGCUGGAGCAGCUGCGUGGCAAUAGCAUUGCUGCCACAGACGCUGCUGCUGACACAUUGGCUGCCUUUGAAGUUCGCGCUGCGUUGGGCUCACAGCAUGCGCUGCUCGUUGGCUGGGGCUUGUUGCAAGCUCCUUUCUACAACUAUUACUAUCCCAAAGCUUUGAAAUAUGCGCUGCUCGCUCAACGCUUGGCUGCCGCUUUGAUUUUAGCCUUUGACAACGAGGGCUGGAAUCGCAAUCCGCAAACUACGUCGCCCUGGAGUGAGUUUACGCUCGCAGGCUGGCGCAAUGCCAGCGAAUGUCAGCGCGCCGCAUAUAGCAACUAUCUGAGCAAUAAUCCUGAUGAUUUCAACAAUGCUACACGUCUGCGUGAGGUCAUAGCUGAGAGCAGCGCUUUAACUGUCGCCUUCAAUGCCUAUUUGGCUUGGCUUGAGCUCACCGAUCACAAGACCAUGCAGCAGCUCGUUAAGGAAACGCUGCCAGAGCUUAACUUUACCAAUACGCAGCUUUUCUUCAUAUACUUUGCUCAAACACGCUGCUGGGCACAGCCAGAGGCGGCGGAGCAGCAGCAGCUGCCGGAGCUGGCGUCGGCUAUGCCGCUGCUUAAACACACGCCCGAGCGCUGGAAUGUUAAUGGACCGCUGAGCAAUACGCCAGAGCUGGGACGUGAAUUCAAUUGUGCCUUGGGCAGCGCCAUGAACAGUGGCGACAAAUGUGUAGUUUACUAAAUAUAAAAUUAAUUAGCUAAGCAGCAGUUUUUUAUUAUUUAACGCAGCAGUCAAACAACUUUUAAGUUAUUUUCAUGGGAAAGUCGAAAUGUGAGCGUCGUAACUGAAUUUUUUAGCUGCAAUAUUAUUGUUUUAUUUACGUAUAUUAAAUUCAAGAAAAGUAA